AUGCUACUGGAUUGAUACUUAAGAAUUUAUCCUUAUGAACGCUGGAGCGACAAGACAUUGCCAUCCUAUGUUGAGGGUGAACAUCUACAUGAUUACCAAUUGAGAAUUGCUGAUGGUCAGACACAACCACCGGAAUUACUAAACGAAGCGGAUUUGAUUGCCUUGAUGGAUAAAUAUGGCAUUGGAACAGAUGCAACACAUGCGGAGCACAUCGAGAAGAUUAAGACACGACAGUAUGUGGGCGUACGAGAAGAUGGACGCUUCAUUCCUGGUUACCUCGGGCUUGCUCUCGUUGAUGGUUAUGAUGCAAUG
Messenger RNA from Strongylus vulgaris, 312 nucleotides. NCBI's taxonomy places the organism in Eukaryota, Metazoa, Nematoda, Chromadorea, Rhabditida, Strongylidae. The record is from the annotation of a GenBank genome assembly.